AUGAAUGCUGUUCAGGCUUGCCUGGACGAACAUACCUCCUGGGACCGCCACCUGAAUGGCAAAAUUGGUGUCCGUCUCCACGCGAACGUCGAGGCCUGCCAUGUUGUCCGCGACAACCCCAGAUCCAUCGAGAACCGCCCCAUGAAGAGUCAGUCCAUUUAUAUCAAGGAGGAUCUUCAGCCCGCCAUCGACAUGCUGGUGUCUCACGAAGAGCUGAGGAUGGAGGAAUUGACCAAGCUGAGAGCCGAGAUUGCGAAGAAGUCAGAGACCCAAGGUGCCAACAAGAAGCGCAAACAAGAAGAUCAAGCCGGUUCUCAACAGGCUGCAAAGAAGAGAAAGCAGGAUAACGACAAGAAGUUGGACGCCUUUGUGGGUGAACUCCAGGCUCUGCGUAAGCUUGUCGAUAAGAAGAUGAACACCGUGGAUAUUGAGAUUAGAAGACGGUUCCACAAGCUUGAAGGAGAUAUUCUCGAGCUCAUGCUUGCCGAGCUUUGA
Aureobasidium vineae is the source of this 495-nucleotide messenger RNA. The record is from the annotation of a GenBank genome assembly. NCBI's taxonomy places the organism in Eukaryota, Fungi, Ascomycota, Dothideomycetes, Dothideales, Saccotheciaceae.